This is a messenger RNA of Magallana angulata, 9129 nucleotides long. RefSeq lists its product as uncharacterized. Lineage: Eukaryota; Metazoa; Mollusca; Bivalvia; Ostreida; Ostreidae. The record is from RefSeq and is a predicted model, not a curated record. The coding region runs from base 1484 to 8581 and encodes 2365 amino acids. The transcript has 39 exons. Gene Ontology annotation, molecular function: phosphatase binding.
CGAUACCUCAGACUCACGUAAGCAGAGCUGAGAGUUCAGUAAGUGAAUUCAUGCCAGGUUGGUAGUGGGUUUAUUAUACAGCUGACAAUGAUGUUAUAUUUUAUUUAUAGUCAGUGUGUACAUCUGUACAUAUUUUUUGUAUUGAGUGUGACAUGAAUUAAAAUCACUGCUAUAUUGUAGCCAGAACUUUUGUUAGACCAAAACAUAGAAAUACCAAUGUAGCACAAUUUUAAAGGUUUCACGUAACCAUAUAUAGGAUGUUACCUGACCUUGACCUAGGGUUAAGACUUUGACCUAAUGUUAAUUUAAAAAUGGAAUUUUUUCAUGGAAACAUUUUUAUUGUUUUAAAUUCUUAGUAAUAAUUUUAAAUUGCAACAUCCAAUUGAGUCAUAUUAUAGUAAUUUGUGUUGAUAUAGUUGUUUUAGCAUGUAUAUGUAAAUGUACAUAUGAAUGAUUAUACUGUAAAUGUAAAAGCAGUAAUUGUUUCUCUGUAUACAGAAUUCAUUAUUUACUUAAGUAAGAUGAUACACCAUUUAGAGCUGAUUAAGUCACAUCAAAGUUUGCACAAUGUCAUUUAAAAUACGUUCAAAACCAGACAACAUGGUGUCAGAUUAAAUGUAUUGUAUGAAUUAUAAUUGGAUGUUUAUUAGCAAUAAAAUAACAGUGGUCAGGUUUAGUUGUUGCAACAGUUGAUACUUUGUGCAUUGUCUUCUAAGUCUGUACUAGACAGUGCAGCACCAUUUAAGACUUCAGUCAGAGCAUUCCUAUUCAGACCUGUCUCACAUCAUCUCAUCUGGAAAACAUUGUUUUUUGUUUACCUACAUGGUCAGCUGGAGAUAUCAACACAGAUUUGGUGAAUUAAAGUGUCCAGGCGCCACUCUGAUGGUGGUUCUUUCCAUAAAGAAAACUUGCUGUGUUGUCUUAUCUAUGCUAAUGCCAUUUAAAACUCAACCAGAGGAAAAACAUGUGUACAGUACUUCGAACAAUUAUCCAAUGACCGUUGAUUGUUAUUGAAGUAAGGCAUCAAAAUAAGUUGGGUUUAAUUUUUGUUUUAAAAAAAAAUCAAUUAAAGAGACUUGCCAUCUCUAUGCAAUCAUUAAACUUCAAUGGUUUGGCACAAAAAAGACAUUGAUUUGGUGGAGCUGGCAGAGCAGCUAGCUGGUAUUGCUGAGGAUUAACUUCCUGCUGCUGUUUUGAAAGGAACAAGGGAGAAUUGAUUGAUUAAUAUGCACGUAAUUCUAUUCGAAUGUUUGUUCUAGUCGAUGGAGGAUAGGGUAGAAGGAGGACACGUACAAGAAUCUGAACAUCGUAGGCCAUGCCGUACUGAAGACUGGAUUCAUCAUACCUGUAUAUACCUUCUACUAGUUAACAGUCCAAAACAAGGCCAGAGAAAAUGAUUUUUCAAGAAGUUAAGUGGAUUCAAUGGGGAGAGACAACAUAAAUGCAUAUAGAUGGUUAUGUGCUCUGAUCACAAACAACAGAAAUGACUUCGUCUGUGUUCUUGGAGAGGAAUCUGGGUGAUCUCCCUGUGUUUGACCGGGGAAGGAGGGGGAGUCACUCCUUGAGACCCAGGGACAAGGACCAGCAGAAUGAUACAUUCUUAGUAAGCGUCUCCCCCAGGAAACCAAUGGGGGUCCCCGAGGCUCGGGGUGCACCCCACCCCUCCGUGCGUCAGGUGGUCAGGAGGAGGCUGAACUUUCUGGACAGUGAGGAGGAAUUCCAGCCCACACCAGGGUUCGACUUCACCGACAAAAUGGCAGCGUUCCGACAACUUCUAAAGAAAGACUCUGCACGGGAUGCUGAGAGAAACAAAAAGAACUUUGAGGAUAGGUAUGUGAGUAAGUUAGGAAGGAGUAGAAGUAAGGAUGGUAAAGAUGAGGAGAAGGAAGUCCGAGAUGGAUUGCCGCGAUCUCGCGAGGCUAGGAGGCUGCUCAGUAGGUUGGCGGAUGAAAAACUUGCAAGUAUGUCCUAUAGGAAUUACAGGGCCCAACUUCAUCUUGAAAGUGUGACUAAUUCUAACAGCAAACAGGAGAAAAUGGACGUUGAUCAAAAACCAAGAAAAAGUGAAAGUAAAAGUGAUGAUUAUCUAAACAAAUUUUUAUCAGAAAAAAUAAGUUCUAGAUCAUCAAGUAAACAAGCUAGACACCAAAAUGAUGCAGACCUUGAUAAAAUCCCUCAAAAAGAAUUUUCUACUCCUCAGCAAACUAACAAUAAUAAAAUCCCUUUAUGUCCACAAAACCCUUUGCAGGAACCAGGGCUAUUGUUGAAUGACACAAUGGGUUCUUCCAGUACACUCAAUCGCAAAAGUGGGAAGGGUUCAAUACAGUCCAACGUCCCUCAUUACCACCCCUCUUAUGUCUCGCCCAAAGACCCUCCAUCAGAGAGCAUCAGAUCUCAGAGUAAGCAGCCGAAUCCCCGGGGCCUGGGCCUGUGUGAAGGUGUGAGAACAGGUGAGGUGGUCAUCACCAAGUCUCGCGCAGGUAAAACCUCACAGUCUAGUGUCCGCGGAACCCCUCAGUCCGCCAGCAAGGAGGAUGGAGGUGUCCUUACCCUCCAGGAUCUAGCAACCUCUCCAAAUAAAUCCAAGAGAAGGAAAACCAGGGACAGACAAAAAUCUGAGGAGAAGAUUCGGAAAAACAUCAGAGAGUUAAAGGAAGAUCUCAACAUCUCUGAUUCCUCAAAGGAGAAUGAUAAAGUAACGUCAAAACCUGUGAGAAAAACGAGCAGGGAGGAGGGUGAGCGCAGGGUUCAAGGGGUCAUGGAGGGGACGGACGAGCCACGAAUGACCGGGGUGGUGGAAAGGGAGGGGCAGCAGGUUCAAACGACCAGGAGAGCUGUGUUUGGUCCCCGCCACCCAGAGACGGACAGUGACCCCAGGAGGGGGGCUGCUGAAGGAGGAUGGAGACCACCAGAGGGCAGUGUGAGCGGGUCUGUCCGGUCCAUCGGGUCCCAGUCCUCCACCAUUAUGGCCGUGGAGCUCCUGAGGAAGCUCUACAACGUCGACCCAACAACCAGACAGGACCUCGUGCUCAAGGCCAAAUGCUUCAGAAGGUGGCUGAAGAACGUGCAGUCUAUGCAGUCAAUAGACGAGAGGAACGGCCAGUCGGGACCAGAAUCGUAUGUAGGGGGUCCCCCACGGGGGCUGAGUGGCUUGCUAGGCUCUGCACUGACUGAGACAGACAGUGAUGACAAUGCUUUGUUGAGAUUCCCGUCAGACAAUCCCCAGACCUAUGACCCUAGUGGUGUAGGCCUCAUUAAGAACACUGCUGAAUAUAAUGGCACAAAUUUUAUGAGAUAUGACACAAACUUUGGUGAACGCCGCACUCUGAAUGAGAAAGUUACCACAAAAGUUGCACCCAUCACCAAGGAAAACCUGGAGCGCCACACACAGAUAGUUCAGAGUAAUGUCCACCCUUUCUCCAACGUUCACCAGAACGAGGGGCCGUCUGCCUUCACAGUCGUAAGACCUCGGCCGGCCAAUCACAAAGAAGGUGACAAUGAAACAGCCCAGACUCCUCGCUCCAUGGUAACAAGGGGGAAUAACACCGGUCAGGUGGUACAGAGCACGGACAGAGUUCUGUACCCUUACACCCAGUACGACUAUCAAAGUCCAGACAUGUACGACAAGAUUUACUCUGAGAGCACAGCACGUGUGGCCUGUGUGUCUGCUUGUAAAGUGAGUGCUGCCAGCAAGUGUGUGACAGAUAGUGCUAGAAUCGCGCGUGGGCUCGGGCGCGCCACCAACCUGGUGCUGCCCUCUGUGUGCGAUAGUUUUUCACAGCUUCUGGACACUGCUAAUUAUGGGGUCUGUCUUCAGAGUGCUGAAAUGUUUCAUCGGCGGAGAGUUCAGAGGAAUUUUUUCUUCAAAUGGAAGAAGACAGCUGCAGAGCAUGUCAUAAUCCGAGCAGCCGACAACCUUCAUCGCCUGCACACGCUGAAGAAAGGCAUGAGUGCCUUUAAGUGGGCCAUCAACCGCUCGAAGAUCAUGGUGGACAUUUACCAGAACAAGCUGAAGGGGGUACUGGUCACAGCGACCUUCUACAAGUGGAGAGAGCGGGCCUCCCAUAGUCGACAGGCGCGGGCCCAGAGAGCCUUCAACAGGUGGCGCCACUUUACACAGGAGUCGCAGAAAAAUAACAUCCAGAAUCAAAAGGUUCGCUACAUGCAAGACUCUAUGGAUCGCAAGCUUCUGGUUCGACUGAUGAACACUUGGAAAGAGAAGUUCCAAAUAAGAGUAAAGGAAAACACAGCCCACAAUCAUUUCAGGAGGAGGGUCCUGACCCACACCCUGACUGCCUGGAGAAUCUACACCCUGGACUCCAAGGAGAGACAGAAGAGGGAUGAGAUAGCCAGAAACCUGUACAAUGAGAGGCUCCAGAGCAAGAUGUUUACCUGUAUGGUGAUCCUGUACAGAAAGGUGCACCUGGCCAAGCUCCAUCACAGGAAUCAGUCCCUCCACAAGCUGUUACAGGAGUGGAAGCAGGCGGCCAUGAUAAGCCGCGAGGAGUACGACCAGAACUUGGCACAGAGCCAGGAACACUACCACAAGAACCAGCUCCGUCACUGCUUCUCCCACUGGCACGACCUACUUCUGACAGAGAGAACAGUCACCGCCGCCAACCACAAACUUGUCAGAAAUGCAUUUGUGAUUUGGAAGACAAGUUGGGAGCAUCAGGUCCAUUACCGAGAGGAGAUCCAUGCUCGCAUCCGUCACAAGAUCCUGUCCACAUCUCUGACGUGCUGGAGAGAUAAUGUGGUGGUCCUUAAGAAGCGCCGUGAGGCUGCUGUGGUGUACCUACAGCGUGUCCUGGUCAGACACAGCCUCCACGGUUGGCGGGACUACACCCAGCACAAAAAGCAACUCAGCUCUAAGAUGGCAUGCCUGAGAACAAUUCAGAGGAGUUUGACAAAUCGCUUGAACAUUAAAAUACAACAGAGAGUUAUGUCCCAUUGGAAACACCAGGUGGAAGACAGGCUCAAUUUACGGCGAGCUCAAACGUUCUGGUCUAACACUUGUGCCAGGAAGUCUGUUGUACAGUGGAAAAAGUUCUGCCACAAGAGGGCGUUACUACGGCUGUUUAACGACACAGAACCAAUCAGAAGACAAAACCUCCUUCAACGAAUGUUCCAGAAGUGGUUGAGCGUGAAGGAUCGCAUUGAGAGUGAGAACCAGGAGGUUGAGCAGACUCGCGGGAUUCUCGAGCGCUCUCAGCUGGAGAGGCACUUCAGUCAUUGGAAGGCCGAGACGUUACUACGGUUACGAGUCAGACCAUUGGUCCAGCAAAGGCAGGCACUGCUGCUCACCGAGUCAUUUAAAGCUUGGCAUUCUUUGGUGCAACAGAAAAAGAAAUGUAGAGAGAACAAUGCAGCCUUCCUCAAAACCAAACUCCAGAAGUCCUGGAAGACUUGGAGGCGACAAUUGAUGUUGCAAGCUGUUGAGAAGGAUGUUAGGAAAAAAGCAAAGACGAGCUUUGUGAGGAAGUGUCUGAGAGGAUGGAAGGAAGUCAUUCAGAGGAAGAAGAUGGCCGAACAGUUCCACAACCAGCAGCUGAUGAAGCAGACGUUCAGCGACUGGCACUACAAGGCCAUCAGACAGAUGAAAGAGAGGCUAGCCACAAAGGAGGAACAGGAAUACAAUAACUUCCUAUUAAAGUCGUAUUUCAACUUAUGGUGGAGUAAUGCCACACAGCAGAGGCGAUAUGAAAAGGACAUUAUAGAAAGAGCUGAGGAGAACCGAAAGACCCAGCGUAUCGACUCCUCCUUCUGCUUCUGGCGCCAUCACCUGAGGGCCACGCUAGUCGCCAGAGAGCACCAGAAGAUGUUACAGCGUAAGCUGAUGGUCCGGGUCGUCACGGAGUGGCGGGGGGUCGCUGACCGCUGUAUGCAGAGAGCGGUCCACGAGUUUGCAGUCAGGAUCGGACUACAGUCCCCCGAGGAUUUCUCCGGAGAGGCGCUCAGUACGUCAGGAGACUCAGAGAGCGCAGACAGGCUGCAGCUUCUGACAGACAUGAUCCUGUCCAGCGAGAACACGAGCGGUAUCCACAGCCCUGUGGCUUCAUCCACCCUGGGGACGCCCAUGAAAAGUAUUUUGGAUCCACCCAGAAAAAAGAGACUUUUCUCCCCUGCUCUGAGUCGAGUCAGCCUUGACCUUGACCGAUCUAUCCCUGAGAUGGACCUCAAACCCACUUUAGCGAAUACGAGCUUCAUUGACGCCAGAUUUGAGAUGGAGCAGGCUGUUAAGACAGAGAGGAUGAAGACUUUAGUGACCACAGCUGUGAAUAGAAUUCAGUUCUGGCCAGUCAGCAUUAUGUUCGAGAGUUGGCGAGACUACACCCUCCACCAGAGGGAGCUGAAUUCCCUGUGUAAACAGGCUGUGGAGGUCGUACAGAGGCUGCGGGUCAAGUCGGCAUUCCGCGCGUGGAGAGAACUGUACCAUAGGGAGACUCAGUGCAGACAGUUUAGGGAGGAAUGCCUGAAAAGACAUGUGUUUGAAGCACUGCAAGAAAACAAGAGAAUCAUGAAGCACAAGAAGCAGUUAUCUGCUCUUGCUCAUGGGUAUCGCUCACUUACCGUGUUCAGAAGGAUAUUCCCUGUCUGGUUUGAGAAGGCUCAGGAGCUCAAACACACUCGUAGUGUGGUCCACAUUUGGAACACGAGAACAGAAGAGGAGCAGGCCUUACUUCCUGUGGAAGAUACCCUCCAUAAUCGCCUCAAGAUGAAGACGCUUCGUAAAUGUCUGGCUGUGUGGCGCCUCAAGUUUCUACAGAUAAACAGACUGAGGCGAACGUAUCACAAAAUUAUACAGCGAAGGUUCUUUGAGGUAUGGAAGGAAUGGGCACAAAGAAAAGCUCAGCUAAGGAGGGACAGCCAGGAGUUUAGUAACCAAAGAAUACAGUCUUGGGCUUUCCAAACCUGGAGAAUCCGCCAGCUACAAAUGACAGUCAUUGAACAAAAGGUCAAGGUCACUCAGGCCCAAAACAUGCGACAGUUGAUACAGAGCUGGCAUUACUGGGCAAAAGAGAACAAGAAGAGGAAGCUGACCAGUCUGAUUGUGACAGAGACCUCGCAGAGGAACCUUGUGUCCCGGACCUUCCUGACCUGGAGGGAGCAGACCGAGAAAUGUCAGCUGAUCGCCAGGCGGUGUCAGCGGAGACUGAUGAUCAGAAUUGUAAGAGAAUGGCAGGAAGUGACCGUCUGGAAGAGAGAGAUGAAGAAGAAAGCUCUGUCUUUCCAAGUCAAGUCCUACACCAGACAGGUGAUAAGACUGUUCAAAGUCUGGCAGUGUCGAUACUUGGAGUGUGUGCAGCAGCACGAGGAGCAUGAAGCAUACAUAAGGAGGCGUGUAGUGGAGUAUGGAAGGCAUUGGAAGAAGCAGGCCCAGAAAGCCAGGGGCAGACAACUGCAGCAGGUGUUCAGAAACAGACAGGUUGCCUCAUGUUUUGCCAAGUGGAAGUACGGCUACGAGAGGAAUGUAGAGAGAGAGAACCAGCUGAACAAGUACAUUGUCCGCAAGAACAGGGCCAUGCUAGGGACGUACCUGGACAACUGGAAGAUAAAACUCCUGUCCAAUAAUGCCUCCCGACACUUCAAUGUCAAACUACUAGGCACCUUCUUCAGUGAAUGGCACACCUUUGCUUCAGAGUCGAAGCAGAGGCGUCAGAGCUGUGCCGUGUAUCAGCGAGCCCUGGAGCAGCGUAACCUCAAGUCCUACUUCAGUUAUUGGUUUAGCCUGACCCAGGUCCAGAACGAUAUCAAGAAGCACUGCCACCUCAAGUUACAGAUCAGGGUGCUACGAGAGUGGCAUAUAUAUGCACGGCGACGUCGCCAACUUGCUACUCUGGGAUCACUUUUAAAGAAACAUGUAGAGACAAAUGUAUUGCGGAGGGCCUGGUACACCAUGAAGGUGCAGGCGGAUUACUGUCAGAAUCUGAGCGAAACUGCUAACAAGGUGCUAAUGGAGAAAAAUAUGAGGUGCGUGCAGCGGGCACUGUCGGUCUGGAGGGAACAGCUGAACCGUAUUGUCGCCGGGCGCUGCUACCACCAUCUCCUGGCCAGGAGGACGGCCAGACAGUGGAAGGGGUUUGUAGAGAGAAAGAAAGAAGAACGAGAAAUUGAGAGACAGAAGAAUGAGAAAGCCAUCACUCACCAUAACAAACAUCUCUGUAAAUUGGCCUUCAGAGCACUUCAUAAUGAGGUCAAGGUCAAACUACAGCUGGAGAGACACAAACUGCGGCUACAAGUGAAGUAUGGCGGGAUCUGGAAGCACCGAGUGGACCUGAUGUAUACUGCCAUCUGUGUGGAGGAGGAGAGACUAACGGAACAGUCGUGGAACAUAUGGAGGAUAGCAUUCGCAAAGAGAAAAGCCGCUAGAAAAGUGGCAGCCUACAACGAGAGGCAGAUUCUCUCACAGGUGUUUUUGGCAUGGAAAGAAGUUUGUUUUGACAGAAUAGACAAAGUGAGGAAAUCUGUCCAGUUUUUCCUGCCCCCCUCAGAACCACCCAUGUUCAAACCGUCCCAGCUACCCACACCUGUCAGCAGGUACCAGGGCAAGGCGUCUAGGAAGUCCUCGGUACUGGCCUGAACAUCUCAGUGUGAACCUCAUGGACAUUGGAGCAAGAGUUGUGUUCUCCUGCUCAAAUAAAGUGCAAGAUGAAUAUUUUAUUGAACCUAUUUUGGACUGUAUGUGUAUGUUUGAUUGGUCUAUUACUGUGUGCUUGUAUUUAAGUAUGAAGAAGACUGCCUCAUGUGUCAACAUUCUAGUCAGUAUAUAUAUAAACUCACCGUGUGUACUUCCUGUGCCACCUUUUAACUCUAGUACAGGGUUCAGCCACAAUUAACUGUGAUAUCAUUGCGUCUCUGUGUGCCAAACAUUUUAAGCAUGUCCCUGUUUCUAUUCCUGGGUGAUAAAGGUGCUGUCUGUAUUAUAUUAGAAUUACACAUCUGAAUCAUUUUAGAAUUACACAAUCUGUUGUUGUCUGUAGCCAUACCAAUCUGUGAUAGACUCUCUCAAGGAAUCCACAGUCAUCAGUAUUUUGUUGCACACUUUGUGUACUUGUUUGUUGUAUAUUUAUCUAUUUUGUGUUUUUACUGAAUUCUUCCAUAUCGCAAAAUAAAUUAUGCCAACUUUCA